AUGGCAACUCCCUCUUCCUUUGAAGCGUCCAUGGUGAGAACCAUACAUCUUGGUCAAGGAACUUUGGCAGAUCGACUUGCACAGAUUCCUCAUCAUGUCGGUCUAUGCGCGUCUUCUUUCUAUAUUCUCUACCAAGACUUGAAGCUGACCAAGACUACCUGCAGCCCACAGUACCCCACGGCGAGUCUGGCGACUUUGAAGCCAUGUGGGAUAUUCUUCGUUCGGCCCUACGCGAAAUCCACGAGAAGAAUGCCUCCCAACUCUCCUUCGAGCAGCUGUACCGCGCAUCUUACAAGAUUGUCUUGAAGAAACAGGGUGAUAGAUUAUACGACCGUGUCAAGGAGUUUGAGGAGCAGUGGUUUGGCGCACAGGUUAUGCCAACGAUACGCAAACUUAUCACGAACAAUCUUGUUAAUAUUACUGUCGGGGGACUUUCCGGGACAACGGCCAACGAGAGACGAUUGACCGGCGAGGAAUUCAUGAAAGGCUUGAAGGCAUCAUGGGAAGAUCACAUCACCGUUAUGAACAUGACUACCGAUGUCUUGAUGUAUAUGGAUCGAGUUUACUGUGCCGAUAAUCGCAAAGCCUCAAUAUUCACUACAGCCAUGGGUUUAUUUCGCGACCACAUUCUUCGAUCGCCCCUCUCAGCGGUCGAUUCAAAUUUGAUCACCUUCGACAUCUUAAAUUCGGUCAUCCUGGAUCAGAUCGCAAUGGAGAGACAGGGUGAUGUAAUUAACAAGCAUCACAUCAGAUCUUGCGUUUACAUGCUCGAGGGUCUCUACGAAACCGAUGAGGAGAAAGAAGAGGACAAGCUCUAUCUUACCAGUUUUGAGCCCGCGUUUUUGCAAGCAAGCAGAGCUUUCUACGCCCAAGAAUGCCUUGCUCUCCUUCGAGACUCGACCGCCAGCGAUUGGCUACGAAAGACCAAAAAGCGUUUAGCUGAGGAGGAGGCACGGUGUCAAACGACUAUCGCAAACUCAACCAAAGCUAAGAUCACCAAAGUUGUAGAGCAAGAGAUGAUCAGCAAGCAUCUUUCCGAAUUCUUGGUUAUGGAAGGUAGUGGACUGCAAGCCAUGAUUGAAAAUGAUCGAUAUGGUGAUUUGGCAUCGUUGUAUGAAGUAAUAUCUCGAGUCGAUCCCGAAAAGAAGCCUUUAUGUGAGGCGGUUGAGUCCCGUGUGGUAGCUCUUGGUCUUCAAGUGAACAAGGUUAUUGAGGAGACAGAUUUUUCGGCAGCAGGAGCUGAAGACGGCGAGGCUGGAGAGGGUCCAGCGAAGCCGGCCAAGAAGAACUCUGGCGCUGCCAUGACUGCUGGUGCACUGAAAUGGGUUGAAGAAGUCCUUAGACUGAAAAACAAGUUUGACAGAAUGGCAAACGACUGCUUUAACAGCGAUCCGCUCCUUGAACAAUCCAUCACAAAUAGCUUUAGGGCCUUCAUCAACCAGUUUCCUCGUUGCUCGGAAUACGUUUCCCUUUUUAUAGAUGAUAAUCUCAAACGCGGCAUCAAGGGUAAGACGGAGGCAGAGGUAGAUAUUUUACUGGACAAAGCGACAACUUUCAUUCAAUAUAUCCAGGAUAAGGAUAUGUUUGAGAGAUACUACAAGAAACAUCUUGCUCGCAGAUUACUCCAAAACAAGUCCGAGAGCUCCGAAGUCGAGAAGCAAAUGAUCUCGAGAAUGAAAAUGGAAAUGGGCAAUGCAUUUACAAGCAAGUUGGAAGGCAUGUUCAAGGACCUGGCCAUGUCUGAUGAACUUACCGCCGGUUACCAGAAUUACAUCCGCAAUCUUGGAGAUCUGGACAGAAAGCAGAUUGAUCUUAAUAUCAGUGUGCUGACCACCAACAACUGGCCCACGGAUUCGAUGGGUGGAGGCAGCGCAGAGAGAGAGGAAAAUAGAAAGUCUUGCAAUUGGCCACCCGAAAUUACCACUCUUCAGGAAUCCUUCAAGGCAUUUUACUUGAAAGAACGAAAUGGAAGAAUGCUGACCUGGUUGGGUUAUCAAGGAAAUGCAGAUGUCAAAAUGGAAUUUCCAAAGAUACCUGGAAAAUCCGGCACACGCUCAUUUCUGAUGAAUUGUCCGACCUACAGCAUGUUGAUCUUGCUACUGUUCAAUGACCUUGCAUUAGAUGAGACGAUUUCGUUUGAGGAGAUUCAGGAGAGAACCAAUAUCCCAACCAACGACCUCGUGAAAUCGCUAUACACUUUGUCUGUCGUACCAAAGGGCAAAGUUUUGAAUAAGCACCCCAACAAUAAGGAGAAGCCCAAGAAGGGUGACGCCUUUUCUUUCAAUCCAACCUUUACGAGCAAAGCUAUCAAAUUCAAGGCUCCUGUAAUUUCUGGUCAGAUCAGCAACAAAGUGGAGGGUGAGGAUGAGCGGAAACAGACCGAAAAGGACAAUGAUAAGAGCAGAAGUAUUAUGAUUGAUGCUACAAUUGUCCGUACCAUGAAGUAAGUAAAAUCCAUUCCGUGAUGUUUGGACAGAGUAUUAAUCGUUCAUUUCGCAGGGCACGGCAGACACUAUCACAUCUUGAUCUCUUUACGCAGGUCAUUCAGCAGCUUGCCUCACGCUUCAAGCCGGACAUCCCAAUGAUGAAGAAACAGAUUGAGUCGUUGAUUGAGAGAGAAUACAUGGAGCGAGUUGAUGGUGCGGAAACAGCCACUUACCGAUACCUUGCAUAGAACGAUGAUGAUGGGGAAUUCUGCUUUUCGGAGUUGGGGCGAAGAGUGGCAUUUGUUUUUUUCAUGCCCCCCUCUUUUUAUAUUUUGAUGAUGAUGCUGCUGCUUCUUUGAGCGAAAGUCAUAGCUUGCGAUGCGAUGCGAUACGAUGCGAAUGUGCAAAUCUGGAAAGGGACAAAUACUUUUUUUGUAAUUAGAUCUCUUGACAUCUUUCUUUUUCUUUCUUUCCUCUACGGGCGCAAAACAAAAUCUGGUUUGGGAGUCUGCGGGGAUCCUUUUCGCAUGGCAGAUUUGGGAAUCAUGCAUGGCGUUCUUAGGUGAGGGGUGGAUGGGCAUAUUCGUUUUUUGAGGAUGUGUUGAUUCGGCAUCCUGAGAGUACAUAGAGAGAGAGAGAGAGUAUUUGGUGGUAGGGAAUUCAAGGAAUAUGAUGAGUGUGUAGAA
Molecule: messenger RNA, 3112 nt
Organism: Hymenoscyphus albidus
Lineage: Eukaryota; Fungi; Ascomycota; Leotiomycetes; Helotiales; Helotiaceae
Source: the annotation of a GenBank genome assembly